CCUACACGCCCCUCCCUUCUUUUAUACCCCUUUGGCAAAAGACCUCUUGUCCUUAUUGCUCAAGUGGUACUUUUAAGAUAUGCCUCAAGAGGUAGACACUCUGAGCAAAGUUGGGCGCGGCGGAGCAGGCAACUAUGUUUCCUCAAAGCAAGCUGCGGAGGCAUCCAAAGACCUCGAAGCGCAAGAACUGAGAGCCAUUUCCUCCGCCCCGUCCACGGCCCCGUCACCAGGAUCCGCAAGGGCAGGCCGUGGAGGCGCCGGCAACUUCGCCGACCCGACACAGGCCGCGCAGAGCCAGGGCCAGCUCGCAGACGAGACGGGCGCCGCGGUGGCCUCACGCCUGAAGAGGCAUCCGCAACCUCACAGGGCAGGAUGGUCGGGCCGUGGCGGGGCUGGCAACUUCAACGCGGACCAGGCUGCUGAGAACGAGAGGCGGCAGGAAGAGGAAGAGAGGAGCAAGGUGGCUGAGCUGGAUAAGAAGAUUAAGGAGGCCGUUGAGGGGGCAUUGAGGCCUCCCGAGAGGGCACAUCAGCAUCAGAGAAAAGAGGAGGAGGAGGAAGAGCCAUGAGGGACUUAUUUGUGCGCGUGUAUGUGUAAUGAACUGCUAUGACUGAGGCUGUUCCGAGGCCCUUGAUGAAUGGUGGAUAUAGAUCUACAAGAACAGAUCUCCAAAAUGCACGGAGACCCUACGUUUAAUGAAGAAUGUAUUAUAUAGCACUUAUACACCCUCCUAAUAGCUAUAUACACUUCUGGGGGC
Molecule: messenger RNA, 757 nt
Organism: Trichoderma asperellum CBS 433.97
Lineage: Eukaryota; Fungi; Ascomycota; Sordariomycetes; Hypocreales; Hypocreaceae
Source: RefSeq, a predicted model, not a curated record